Messenger RNA from Protopolystoma xenopodis, 594 nucleotides. Lineage: Eukaryota; Metazoa; Platyhelminthes; Monogenea; Polystomatidea; Polystomatidae. The record is from the annotation of a GenBank genome assembly.
CAAUUCCCUUCAGCCCUUUAUAUAAUCUCCUUCAUCGUGCACAAUUAUGGCUUACAGUCCCACUUGCCAUUUCUGACUCCUAAUUUUGCUCAAUUGGAUUUCUUUCCCGCCCCCCCUCGGCCUGGAAUGUCGUCAUUUUACUUUUCCUCCUCCUCAUUGGGCCGCUGCAUCCGCAUUACGCCCUUUCAACUUGACCAAACUCCCGCCGCUUGCAGACUGAAAUCAGGCAGAUGCUGCUUCCUCCAACUCUGCAAUCGGAGCCACGACACUUGUCAACUGGAGCGCCGAACGAGCAGGUGCGUGGCUGACCCCUCCACCUGCGACCUCGCCUCGGGGCUCAGCAGUUCGCUCAUCUGUACCCACUUCGGGCGUGGUCUCGGCCACCGGUUCAGCCAGACAGCACAUCCCUGCCGCGUGGGCAGCCCAAAACGUGUGUCUGUGUGUAUCGGUUGCCAGGGCGCAAAAUGUCUCCGCCAGACUGACAACAGCAAGUCGGUGUCAAGAAGACUCAGUCUUCGAUGGAACUGGCUCGAUUUUCCGCCAUCGAAGAGUCGUUUUCAAUGCAAAUUGCCACCGACCUUUGAGAUGGGCUGA